This is a messenger RNA of Verticillium alfalfae VaMs.102, 1662 nucleotides long. RefSeq names its product tRNA pseudouridine synthase. The transcript is spliced from 3 exons. Gene Ontology annotation, biological process: tRNA pseudouridine synthesis; mRNA pseudouridine synthesis. Gene Ontology annotation, cellular component: cytoplasm; nucleus. Lineage: Eukaryota; Fungi; Ascomycota; Sordariomycetes; Glomerellales; Plectosphaerellaceae. Gene Ontology annotation, molecular function: pseudouridine synthase activity; RNA binding. The record is from RefSeq and is a predicted model, not a curated record. The coding region runs from base 1 to 1662 and encodes 553 amino acids.
AUGUCCAACAACGUCAGGUACGACACCUGGGACAAGGAGCGGCUCAUCUGCCGCGUGCGGCAGCUCGAGAUGGAGAUCCGCCACCGCGACGCCGCCGCCAAAAGAGCCGUGACACUGACGCACUCGGCCCCCUCGACACCCGGCGGCGACUCGUCCUCGGCGGUGGCAGCGCCGCCGCCUGCGAAGAAGCGCAAGAAGGGAGCCGCCAGCAUAGAUCCUUCGCGCUACUCGUACCGCUACGUCGCCCUGCGCCUCGCCUACCUCGGCAAGAACUACAACGGCUUUGAGCACCAGCAGUCGGCCGUGCAGGCGACGAUUGAGUCGGCGCUGUGGCGCCUUUGGCCAGGUCAUCGGCCUCCGCCUCCGCAGCAGCAAGCCCCUGCCAAGACAGCGGCCCAGCUCGAAGAGGAGGCGCGCAAGAAGGCCGAAGCCCUUCAGGAGAAGCAGAAGCAGCAGCAGCAGGACGGUCAAGGGGACGUCAGCAUGCAGGACGUCGCAGCCGAGCAGCAGCAGCAGCAGCAGCAGCAGCCGCCAUCACCUCCUCCCGCGCCCAAGCCCUGGGACCCCAUCAAAGACGAGCUCCCCUACUGCAAGACGCUCAACCGCCUGCUGCCGCCCGACAUCCGCAUCCUGGCCUGGUGCCCGUCGACGCCCGAGGGCUUCUCGGCGCGCUUCUCCUGCACGGAGCGCCAGUACCGCUACUACUUUACGCAGCCGGCCUUUGCGCCGGCGCCCGAGGGCCUCACACCGCCCAAGGGCCCCUCGCAGCCGCGCAAGAAGAAGGACGCCGCGCCGCCGCCGCCGCCGCGACCCAAGGUCGGCUAUCUCGACAUUGACGCCAUGCGCGCCGCCGCCAAGAAGUUCGAGGGCCUGCACGAUUUCCGCAACUUCUGCAAGGUCGACGGCGGCAAGCAGCUGACGAAUUUUAUGCGCCGCAUGUUCGAGGCCGACAUUGUCGAGGUCGACGACGUCGCGUCGGCGGUGCCGUACCUGUCCGGCGCGGCGUUUGCGCAGCCAGAGACGGCAGCGCAUGGUGGUGGUGGCGGCGGCGGCGUGAUGCCCAAGGUGUACUACCUGCACGUGCGCGGGUCGGCGUUCCUGUGGCACCAGAUCCGGCACAUGCGGGCACCCGCGCAAGCCCAACUACGGCUCGCGCACGAGGUGCCGCUCGUGCUGUGGGACUGCAUCUUCCCGACGGACCGCAGCGUGCCCGAGGGCCAGCAGGCCGACGGCAUGGCGUGGGUGUGGGAGGCGGGCGAGAACAAGUACGGCGCCGGCGGCCUCGUCGACGUCCUGUGGGCCGGGUGGCGCGAGAAGAAGAUGGACGAGCUGCUGGCCAACAGGCUGCUCGACCUCGUGUCGCUGCAGGGGUGCCCCGAGGCGAACCCGGCGCAGAACGUCAAGUGGAACGUGCUGCAAAAGGUCUACGCUGGCGGCAACGAGGGGCGGCUCGCCGGCGAGCACCUGCCUCUGAUGAAGAGGAAGGUGGUGCCGUCGCCGAUGGAGAUCAACGACCGCUGGGCGCAGCGCAUGGGCUACGGCUCGUCCGAGGAGCUGCUGAAGGAAGAGAACUGGCGCGUCUCCUUGGCCAAAGACAGGCGGGCGAGACGGGAGGGCGGAUCGGGGACGGCGACGCCAGCGGUCCAAGAGCCGGAGGCAUGA